Molecule: messenger RNA, 1610 nt
Organism: Anopheles funestus (African malaria mosquito)
Lineage: Eukaryota; Metazoa; Arthropoda; Insecta; Diptera; Culicidae
Product: tRNA N(3)-methylcytidine methyltransferase METTL6
Exons: 5
Coding region: 156-1106 (316 amino acids)
Source: RefSeq, a predicted model, not a curated record
GCUGUAAUUCUUGUCUGAACUAUUUCUUUCUAAUUGUGGCUUCAAAGUGAACGGUUGUGUGGUGGUCGAGUUCCUGAUGGCAACUUUCGCAACUAAUAGGAAGCUUGUCCGGUGGCCGCUUGUUGAAAGGUGACACAGAGUUGUAAGUUACUAAAAUGAAUACACCGGUGGAAAAUAACAUCACGGUUGAAACGAACGCUCAAAGGUUUCCGAAGCAAUCUGCUUUCAAUCUGGGCGACGUUGUGACCGAAAGCGCUAAAAUCCUUAGCGAGGCCGAAAAGGCCAAACUGGAAGAGCAGAACAAGCGCAUGGUAACGCCAUUCCAAGCACUGAAACUCGAACAAGAGGCCCGCAAACAUUGGGAUUUGUUCUACAAGCGUAACGAGGAUCGGUUCUUCAAAGAUCGACACUGGACGACGCGUGAGUUCGGCGAGUUGCUUUCGGGCGAAGAAGAUCCAGCCGGAAGUGGUUCUUCAACGGCGCAGAUCAAGAGUGCGGAAAGUGUGAAAAACACCGCAAACAACAAAACGCUCCUCGAAAUUGGUUGCGGUGUUGGAAAUUUGAUAUUCCCGCUGAUCGAAGACGGACAUUGUAAUUAUUUUAUCUACGCGUGCGAUCUGUCACCACGUGCUGUUGAGCUGGUGAGAAAACAUAACCUCUACGAUGAACGGUACAUGAAAGCGUUCGCCUGCGAUAUUACCACGGAGGAAGUGUUUGAAACGCUGACCGAAGGCAGUCUGGAUAUAGUAACGCUAAUCUUCGUACUAUCCGCAAUACAUCCGGAAAAGUUUUCCUCAGCGGUGGCUAACAUUUACAAGCUGUUGAAACCGGGUGGCGUGGUGCUGUUCCGUGACUACGGGCUGUACGAUAUGGCCCAGUUACGAUUCAAGCCGGGACACAAGAUAGCGGAAAACUUCUACAUGCGGCAAGAUGGUACGCGGAGCUACUAUUUCGCUGAGAAGGAAGUAUCGGAAUUGUUCCGAAAGGCCGGAUUUACGGUGGCAGUGAACAGUUACAUCCAUCGGCGCACAAUAAAUCCGAAGGAGAAUAUCGAUGUGCCAAGAAUAUUUGUACAGGGCAAGUACAGCAAACCAGACGCUGUUUGAAACACAACGCCUUUAGGUGCAGAUCCUUCCGAAAGCGCCGUCCGGACAGGAAUGGAUCUACUUUCUCGAAGUUCGGUACGAAUCAAACUUAGUCGAAUCAAUUUUUUGGCGUAAAAAUGCUGUGGUCCUGAUUGAAACACAACAGCUUUAGGUGCAGAUCCUUCCGGAAGCGCUGUUGAACACGAAUGGACAGUGAUCUAUUUUCUCGAAGUUCGGUAAGAAUCAAACAGCCGAAUCAUUUUUAUGGGGAAAAAUAAUCCUGUGUCCUGACUUUAAAAGAUUAACGUCUACCUAGGGAGUUCCCCACCACCAUUUGGUUCAGGAAAGCCCAGUCCGUUCUCAAAGGCAAAGACCGGGCGAUGCAGGAGGUUGAUUUACACAUCGAGGAAUGAUUGUUUCGGAAGAUUGAGGACGAUGCGCGUCGUUCCGUGACUUUCGGUGUGCUUAAUUGUUCAACUAAAUUGUAAUUUUGACAAUAAAAAUGAAAGACUGCUAUUAAGUAAA